ACCAAAAAGAAAAGAAAAAGAAAAAAAUAAUCUCAUAAAUGUAGUCAAGAGUGGUUAUAGCUGCCGCCUGACACUUUAAUUCAAUCUCCAGACCAACCAACUUCCAGACACCUAACGAUAUCGUAAACAAGGCAAUAUUUAAUCUAAUUUAUUUUAAUUUAAUGACAUCAUAUAUAUAUAAACUAUAUAUAUUGUCAAACAUCAAACGCUACAGACAGUCGAACCCAUCAUUAACUAACUUUUUUCACAAACAUUGUAUAUAAACAACAUACAAAGUCAACAUCUUCUCAUCAAUUAUGGGAUAUACAAAGAAAGUUAUGUUGCCAGUUACCGAAGUCGAUUUAACUGCUGUCAAAUAUGAUCCUUUACAAAUUGAAGCUCCACAUAUAACAGGGUUAACCCUCAAGUUAUUUAUCAAGUUAGUCGAAAUGCCUUUGGUUGGUUCAUUGAUCAUUGGUUACUUGAAGAAACAAAACAAAAUGAAUGUGAUAUUAAGAGAUACUGUGAUACCAGAACCACCAAUGUUCAGACCAGAGUUCCCUCCUCAAGAACCGGAAUCUGGGGUGGUUUUCCUCAAAGAAGACGGAAAAUCUGAAGAUCGUGUUGAAACUGCCACGAGAUGUCUUCCACAAUAUGAUCCUGCUAACAAUCGCAGUUCUUCUGACUCGACCACAUUCUGCUACUGGAAGAUUCGUGAUUAUGCAUAUUCUUACAGGCAAAAGCUUACAACGCCAUCAAUGGUUGCAGAAAAUGUCAUAUGUGCAAUUGAAGAGUUUGGUAAUAAGAAACCUCCAACUCCUCUAUUGAUUUCCUUUGAUGCCGAGGAUGUAAGAAAGCAAGCUGCAGCUUCCACACAACGGUUUGAAGAAGGAAAGCCAUUGUCAAUAUUAGAUGGUAUCUUUGUGGCAAUCAAGGAUGAUAUAGAUUGUUAUCCCCAUCCGUCUAAAGGUGGAUCAACAUGGUUUCAUGAGGUAAGAAAGGUUACAAAGGAUGCAGUUUCUGUAUCAAGGUUAAGGAGCUGUGGGGUGAUAUUAGUUGGAAAAGCUAAUAUGCAUGAAAUGGGCAUGGGAACUACCGGAGUUAAUCCAAACUAUGGAACUGCUCGAAACCCACAUGAUCUGGAAAGAUAUACAGGUGGAUCUUCAUCAGGGCCAGCAGCUAUUGUAGCUUCGGGAAUAUGUUCAGCUGCACUGGGAACAGAUGGUGGAGGAUCGAUUCGCAUUCCUUCUUCUCUUUGUGGUGUUGUGGGUUUGAAAACUACAUAUGGACGCACCGACAUUAGAGGUGCUUUAUGUGAUGGAGGGACAGUAGAAAUUGUAGGUCCGAUUGCAUCAAAUGUUGAAGAUAUUAUGCUUAUCUAUGCAACAAUAUUAGGAUCCUCCCCUGCUGACAAAAUCAGUCUGCAUCCGUCUGUCACUUGCUUGCCUGAUCUAUCAUCACAUGAGACUUCUAGUCUUACGGGAUCAUUGCGGUUAGGAAAGUACACUGAGUGGUUUAAUGAUGUAUUCUCACCUGAUAUCUCAAAUAAAUGUGAAGACGCUCUUACAAGGUUUUCAGAAACUCAUGGUUGUAAAGUAUUAGAGAUUGUGAUACCAGAGCUUGACCAGAUGCGAGCAGCCCAUGUUGUAUCAAUUGGUUCUGAAGCAACAGCCUCAUUAACUCCUGACCUUCAGGACGGGAAGGGUACAAGACUGACAUUGGACUCACGCAUAAAUUUUGCACUUUUCAACUCAUUCACAGCUUCAGAUUAUGUUGCUGCCCAACGUCUUAGGCGCAGGAUUAUGUACUACCACAUGGAGAUUUUUAAGAAUGUUGAUGUCAUAGUUACUCCGACUACCGGUAUGACAGCUCCUGUCAUUCCAAAAAGUGCACUUAAGUUGGGCGAGUCAAAUAUGAAGGUUACUGCCAAUCUUAUGCGUUUUAUUAUAGCAGCAAACCUUCUUGGGCUCCCAGCUAUUUCUGUACCUGUUGGUUAUGAUAAGCAAGGGCUUCCAAUAGGAUUGCAAAUAAUAGGGCGUCCUUGGGGUGAAGCUACAAUUUUGCGCUUAGCUGCUGCAUUUGAGGCACAACGUGUGGAGACGAAGCGACCCAUGUCGUAUUUUGACACUUUAGAGGGAAAGUGAGAUGCAGUUUAUGCGGAGUUGCUUAUUCUUAAUGUUCAUAGAAAGCUUUUCCUGUGAGUCUCUUGAAGAAAGCUUUUGUAAACUUUGUGAUGUGGGGCUGAAAAGAUUGUUAGAAGAAUAACAUUAUCAAAAACCAUGGCAUGACUGAUAAUUUUUUGUUUUGGUUUAAGCUAAACAAGUUUGCACAUA
Erigeron canadensis is the source of this 2312-nucleotide messenger RNA. RefSeq names its product fatty acid amide hydrolase-like. The coding region runs from base 297 to 2123 and encodes 608 amino acids. The record is from RefSeq and is a predicted model, not a curated record. Gene Ontology annotation, molecular function: N-(long-chain-acyl)ethanolamine deacylase activity. Gene Ontology annotation, biological process: N-acylethanolamine metabolic process. The transcript has 21 exons. Lineage: Eukaryota; Viridiplantae; Streptophyta; Magnoliopsida; Asterales; Asteraceae. Gene Ontology annotation, cellular component: membrane.